This is a messenger RNA of Caenorhabditis elegans, 2348 nucleotides long. It is a transcript of the gene snf-5, whose product is annotated as Sodium-dependent transporter snf-5. Gene Ontology annotation, cellular component: plasma membrane; membrane. Bases 111 to 2297 code for a protein of 728 amino acids. NCBI's taxonomy places the organism in Eukaryota, Metazoa, Nematoda, Chromadorea, Rhabditida, Rhabditidae. The transcript is spliced from 8 exons. Gene Ontology annotation, biological process: gamma-aminobutyric acid transport. The record is from RefSeq and is marked reviewed.
CACUUUCGCCGGUUGUUUUCGACUCAACGAGACUGUCUGGAGAAACUUGAAGAAAACCUUGCUCAGCUCUGUGAAUCUCUCUGAAUAAUCAGGUGAAACGAUCAAUUGGAAUGGCCGAUUCGGGCAGCAAUGAAGAGGCAAUGAAACGCCAAGCACCAUCCGUAAAAUUUGAUUCCCCAUCAAAACCAGAUCCACAACAAGUGAGCCAACAAUCAAACCAACUAUCAAGCCAAAAAUCGAUUCAACAAUCCACUCAAAGCAAGAUAGAUCCCAGCCGAAUUGACACCAAGAACACCACAGUCACCACCACUCGUCCGACCCUUGACACUCCACCAGAAGAAGAAGAAGAGAAACGUGAUGGCUUCGGAAACUCGUUCGAAUUCGUCCUAACCAGCCUGGGUCUGGCCGUUGGUCUUGGAAACAUUUGGAGAUUCCCGACAAGAGCCUAUAACAACGGUGGAUCCGCAUUCCUGAUUCCAUAUCUCACCUGUGCGUUUCUCUUCGGCCUUCCAGCUGUCUACUUUGAGUUUUUGACUGGACAAUAUCAAGGGAAAUCGCCACCGGUGAUCUUUCGCAGAGUUCGGCCAAUUCUUGAAGGUGUCGGAUGGAUGGGUGUAUUCGUGGCGGCACUCGUCGCGAUUUACUACAUUGUGAUUGUAUCGUGGAUCAGCAUCUACAUGAUCAACAUUUGUCGCGGACAUUUUGCACUGUGGAGUCAUUGUAACAACGAUUGGAAUAAUGGUACAUCGUGUAUUACGAUGGCAGACCAAUACUUGUGCAAAAAUCACACCAAAGUGAUGGCGAACUCAACUUUGUGGAAUAGUAGCCUCCCGAUCCCUGAUAAAAUGGUUUACUUCAAUGGAGCAUGCCAAGAUGCUAACGGGACAGAUGUCAGUACUGCUACCGAGCAAUAUUUUAUGACUUACAUCGUGCAACCUUCAUCGGGUAUGCUGGAUUUUGGUGGUUUCAAUUGGCCUGUGUUUGCCGCCAUGUCGGUGUGCUGGCUGCUGACUGGUUUGGGAAUUCUGAAAGGCGCCAAGAUUAUGGGAAAGAUCUCCUAUGUAUCUGUACUUGUGCCGUAUGUACUUGUCGUUGUGCUUUUUAUCAAUGGAGUUUUUCAGGAUGGGUCUGGCGUCGGAUUGGAGAUGUACUUUGGAACUCCAAACUACACAAAACUUUACGAACAAGACACAUGGACUGAAGCACUGAAACAGCUCUGCUUCUCACUAUCAGUUGGCCAUGGUGGACUGAUCAGUCUCUCCUCGUACAGUCCAAAACGCAAUAACAUAUUCCGAGAUGCGUUGAUUGUGAUCAUCGGAGACACGACAAUGUCGCUUGUGGGUGGUGGUGCCGUCUUUGCGACUCUUGGCUAUCUGGCGAAAGCUACUGGUCAGGAUGUCAAGGAUGUGGUGAAGAGUGGAUUGUCGCUGGCGUUCGUUGUGUAUCCCGAGGCAAUGACCCGGAUGCCUGUUCCAUGGCUCUGGUGUUUCAUCUUCUUCCUGAUGCUUUUCCUGCUCGGAGCGAGUACCGAGAUCGCGUUGGUUGAUGUGUUCUGCUCGUGCAUCUACGAUCAGUACCCGAGAUUCAGAAAUCGCAAGUGGAUUGUGGUGAUUGCAUGGUGUUCGGUACUCUACUGUAUUGGAUUGGUAUUUUCUACGAGAGCCGGAUAUUACUGGUUCGAGAUGUUUGACGAGUAUGCUGCUGGCUUCUCGUCAGUGUGCACUGUUGUCUGUGAGCUACUGGUCAUGAUGUACAUCUACGGAUUCCGCAACGUUCGAGACGAUAUUACGGAAGUUGUUGGUCACGCCAGAAACAAGUUCACCGGUGCUAUCGGAGCUCACUCUUGGUAUUUUACCGCUAACUGGAUGGUGAUCUCUCCGAGCAUUGCGCUGAUUCUCGUUGGUCUCUCGUUCGUACGCGAGUACCCAUAUAUGGGAAGACAUGAUAUCUACCCGGCUGUCUUUGAUAUUUUCGGAUGGUUCCUCUCGUUCCUCCCGGUCAUCAUUGUGCCGAUCUUUAUGCUUCUCAACUUUAUCCGCUGCCGCAAUCGAGGACAUAGCUAUCGCACAUUGUUCAUGCUCCAAAAGCAGCACGCGUCGUACCGAAGAAUCGCUGCAAACUACAGCAAAGAUCAGCUUGCGCUUCAAGAUCAACUACCCGACAAGGAACCUUGGGAUGAGGAAAACGUUGAUUUGACCGAUUCGGAGUCUGAGAGCCGUAACGCUGCGAGUGGUGAUGUGCCGAUUGAUGAUGUGGCAACUAUUGAUACAAGCUCUACAUAUCAUCAAGUUUAUUAAGAAGGAAAGGAACUAGCUCUUAUUAUUGCACUAAAUAAAGUGUUGUAGGAU